UUAGUACUAGGUGAAGUGUGCUUUGAUAUUUGCAAGUAGAAAACUGAAAUCAAUGAUUUUCUUCUCUGUAUCUCUAGGUUUGAAUGUUCGGGAACUAUACGUUUACAAGAACUGCACAUCCAACUGCACUUUUUUAUAUCCAUCCGAAACACCUCCUGAAGCCCCGAGAAUCCUUAAAACUAAUAGUUUUUAUUUUGUUCAUUGUUGUAAUUCUAUGAGUUGCAAUGACGGAGGACCUACUAAUUUCGAGAGGGAUAUCCUACCUGAUUAUACAAUUGAGGAGGAGUUAGAGGGAACUGUGCGCCUGGGAGAGUCAACAUUUUUCCUGAGCGUUGCCUCCAUCCUAGUCAGUAAUACACUGACAUGAGAAGCCCUCUUGGAGGGCCUGAUCUCUCCCCCCAUUCCUCAGAGCAAGUUCACUCUCCUUUCCUCCCUUGUGAGCGGGGACCCUGACCCACACGCCUCCCAGUUGGCCGGUUACCCCUUUAAGCUUAUUUCAAGAGAGAAAUAAAGAACAUCAUUGUUUGGGUACUGCUUACCCGGAGAUUUCUUUGUGGUUUUAGCGUUUGAUCUGUUCGUUCCUCUUUAGACAUCAUCUCACAAGUAAACCAAAACCUCU
Zalophus californianus (California sea lion) is the source of this 619-nucleotide messenger RNA. RefSeq names its product glycosylphosphatidylinositol anchored molecule like (gene GML). The record is from RefSeq and is a predicted model, not a curated record. Bases 53 to 367 code for a protein of 104 amino acids. The transcript has a single exon. Lineage: Eukaryota; Metazoa; Chordata; Mammalia; Carnivora; Otariidae.